Messenger RNA from Nerophis ophidion (straightnose pipefish), 2207 nucleotides. RefSeq names its product pentatricopeptide repeat domain 1 (gene ptcd1). Bases 145 to 2103 code for a protein of 652 amino acids. Gene Ontology annotation, molecular function: protein binding; tRNA binding. NCBI's taxonomy places the organism in Eukaryota, Metazoa, Chordata, Actinopteri, Syngnathiformes, Syngnathidae. The record is from RefSeq and is a predicted model, not a curated record. Gene Ontology annotation, biological process: tRNA 3'-end processing. Gene Ontology annotation, cellular component: mitochondrial matrix. The transcript has 8 exons.
AAUGUCUUGUACGGUUUUGCGUCAUCAAACGUCGUCCGUGAGGCGAGCACACCGGUGUUUGUCAUUCCAACCAAAAUGUCUUACCCGCCAACAUAGUUAUUAAAUACGAAUAAUUAAGUAGUUUGUAACGAGUCAUUUUAAAUCAUGCUACUAUCAAUUGCGAGUUUUUGCGCUCGAAAUGGGACAAGAGUACCGGCCAGGGCUGCUAAGUUCCUCUCACCAGCGGUCAACAAACACGCGGCCCCGCGGGGUUCAUCUUCUCCCCCCGCGGCGAUGGCGGCUCUCCCGCCGGCUUCACGGAAGCCAAACGUCCGGUGGCUGUCGUCCCAGCGGCAGGAGGAGCCCUCAGUUUCCGACGAAAAUGACAAGUUUGGGACUUAUUCCACCGACAUAUCCGCCAGGAAGGUUUUCAAGAAAAGCAGCCCGGAAAUGUUGGACUUGCGGUACGGAGAAGACGAGGACCGGACGCCGGGGAAGAACGUCCGCAGGGUGGCGAGGAGAAAUACCAGCUACUGGUACUUCUUACAAUGCAAGAAGCUGAUUAAAGCAGGAAAGCUGCAGGAGGCCUUGGACAUGUUCAGCAGAGACAUGCUGCUGGCGGAGAGACUCCAGCCGGAGGAAUACAACUACAGCGUCCUCAUUGGAGGCUGUGGACGGGCUGGACAACUCAAGAAGGCCUUCAAGCUCUACAACAACAUGAAGAAGCGAGGUCUGGCGGCGUCGGACGCCACCUACACGGCUCUCUUCAACGCCUGCGCGGAGUCGCCCUACAAGAAGACUGGCCUCCAGCAGGCGCUUAAUUUGGAGCAGGAGCUGCGCCGCAAGAACCAAGCCCUGAGCACCAUCACGUACCACGCCCUACUCAAGACGCACGCCGUCUGCAACCACCUGCAGGCCUGCUUGCACACGCUGAGGGAGAUGCUGCAGAACGGCCACGCCGUCACGCCGCAGACCUUUCACUACUUGCUGAUGGGAUGCUUAAAGGACAAGGACUUGGGCUUCAGACUCGCUUUGCAGGUUUGGCGGCAGAUGCUCAAGUCCGGGAUCGUUCCGGACUCCAACAACUACACCCUGCUCUUGAGGACUGCCAGAGAUUGCGGGAUGGGCGACGUUGCGCUGGCCUCCAGCCUCCUGCUUGGACCACAUGUGCAAAAACCAAAGUCCGGCAAAGCUCAGGUUGAUGUGGACCUCCUGGAGCGGGAGCUGUUCGUCUCGGCCGAUGUCCAGGGCAGCGGCGAGCACUCCCACCACACACAGAACUCUUUGGUGCCGUCCAGGCCUGACGGAACAGAGCUGCUGCCGGUUGGCUCCGCCCCUAACCUGCUGGACCUCCUGGAGGGGACGGGGCACGGCUCCAUCUCCUUCGGCAGUGUGGAGGGACCCUCCGAUAGACUCGCUCUGCUUGGCGGAGGCGAAGGUUUCCUGGACAAGAUGGCGGCAAACGGGCUCAAGCCGGACAUUCGGACGUUGACGCUGCUAGCGGACACAAUGGAGCCCGGCGUCCGGUCUUUGGAGGUACUCUUAAAAGUCGCCAAGCAGCAUCACGUCAAGCUGGACGCCGCAUUUUACAACUCGGCCAUUCGUAGGACGGCCAGAGCUGCAGACCUGGAUGAAGCUAAGGCCGUGUUGGCUGUGAUGCAGCAGCACAACGUGAGUGUGGACGUGCAGACGUUUGGAAGCCUCGCCCUGGCCUGCCGGCGACAGAAAGAUGGUCUUCAGCUGCUCCAAGACAUGCAGGAGGCAGGAUUAAGGCCCAACGUCUACGUGUUUUCCGCCCUGAUUGGCCAGGCGAGUCGUCGGCUGGAUUACAUUUACCUUAAAACGCUGCUGAAAUGCAUGCGCACCCUGGAGGUGUGGCCUAACGAGGUCAUCAUCAAACAGCUGGAAUUUGCCGCACAGUACCCUCCCAACUACGACCAGUACAAGUCCCGCAACAACUACCUGGUGCAGAUCGACGGUUUCCGUGGUUACUACCAGCACUGGCUGCGGGUCAUGCCGGCCCAGAGCGACAAAGACCACGGGGCGGAGCUCCGGCCCGAAUCCAAGCCAGCGGAGGACGAGGCGGGAAGACUCGACGAGGUUUCGAAAACCAAAGAGCGGUGAAGAGCAGACAAAAUUAGCAACACGGAAACAUACACAAUACGUGAAUAUGAAUUCUUAUUUCAACACUCAACUGAUACUGUCAAAUAAAAGAUUUCAUUACCUUU